UCUACUGCGAACGAACUGCUCAACUCAAGGGUUAAGCGCUCAAAUAUUUUUUGGCGCCAAAAAUUUCAACACUAUGCUUAGAUAUUUUCACCGAAUUUCCGGCGACCGGCCACCCACCACUCCGCCGGUUCAGCAGCCCAACGGCAACGUCACUGCCGCUGUCAACCAACGGCCACCGGCCGAUGACGUCAGAGGAACCGACACGCCACCGGAAAAGGUGCCGCGGCGCGUUUUACCGGCAAAUUUCGCGCCAAACGAGAAAGAAUCUGGUCCCUCCCUGUUUGAAAGCAUCAUGCACAAAUUUGUCAAGGUCGACGACAACGAAAGAGUUACUCAGAGGAGCCACUCAUUGAAUGGUAGUUUGCCUAAAUCUUCUUUACCAGUGGGAAUAUGUGCUGAUACUGAUUGUAAAGUGGUGAACAAGGCAGAAGCAGCUUUUCAACCUUUGGUGAAAGUGAAAGAUAAUGCUGUGAAUUUCAAGGAAAAGGCUAAUCAAGAGAACAUUGUGGUGGUUGAAACUGAUGAUAAUGUCACUGGACCAGAAACCCCAGGGAUGCUGCCUCUUGCUUCUCAUGUGAAGCGAAGUCGAGAGGAUGGAUCCAAGUUUGGUUCGUUGCUGAAUUCUGGCAAACGAGUUAGAUUUCUUGACGGUUCAUUGGAAUUGGACAUGACUAAGAAGGAAGCAGAAGUGGCUAGCAAGUUUGAAUGGCUCGAUCCUUCUCGAAUCAGGGAUGCUAAUGGAAGAAGGCCGGAUAAUCCUUUGUAUGACAGGACAACGCUUUAUAUUCCUCCAGAAGUUUUGGGGAAAAUGUCAGCAUCACAGAAACAGUAUUGGAGUGUCAAAUGUAAAUAUAUGGAUGUUUUGCUUUUUUUUAAAGUGGGAAAAUUUUAUGAGCUUUAUGAAAUGGAUGCCGACAUUGGCCAUAAGGAGCUUGAUUGGAAAAUAACGUUAAGUGGUGUUGGAAAAUGUCGGCAGGUUGGUAUAUCUGAAAGUGGGAUUGAUGAUGCUGUUCUAAAGCUGGUUGCACGUGGGUAUAAGGUUGGACGAGUGGAGCAAUUAGAGACAUCUGGAGAAGCAAAGUCUAGAGGAGCUAACUCUGUUGUUCGGAGAAAAUUAGUUCAGGUACUCACUCCAUCAACCAAUGUGGAUGGUAAUAUUGGUCCUGAUGCUGUUCACCUUCUUGCAAUAAAAGAGGAAAACAAUGUCUUGGAUAAUGGUGCAGUUGUGUAUGGAUUUGCUUUUGUUGAUUGUGCUCGGCUUAGAUUUUGGGUUGGCUCCAUAGACGACGAUGCUUCCUGUUCUGCUUUGGGGGCUUUAUUGGUGCAAGUGUCACCCAAGGAAGUUAUAUAUGAUAGUAGAGGUUUGUCCAAAGAAGCUCAGAAGGCACUUAGAAAAUUCUCGUUGAAUGGUUCGAGGACACUACAGUUCACUCCAGUUCAGUCCAUCACUGACUUGGUGAACAAUGAAAUUAGGGAUUUAAUUCACUCAAAGGGAUACUUCAAAGGCUCGUCUCAUUUGCUGGAUCAUGUACUGAGCAAUGUGAUUCAUCGUGAAAUCACCUUGUCUGCCCUAGGCAGGCUGAUUGGUCAUCUGGAUAGAUUGAUGCUGGAUGAUGUCCUACAGAAUGGGGAUUUAUAUCCAUACCAAGUUUACAAGGGUUGCCUCAAAAUGGAUGGUCCAACAAUGAUAAAUCUAGAACUCUUUUUCAAUAAUGAGGAUGGUGGCAAAUCAGGUUCAUUGUACAAUUGUCUUGAUAAGUGUGUAACUUCAUCUGGAAAGCGGCUUCUUAGGAACUGGAUCUGCUGUCCAUUAAUAGAUCCUGAAAUAAUUAACAAAAGGCUUGAUGUAGUGGAUGAUCUAAUGGCUAACCCAGAGAUUGUGCCACAUAUUGCUCAACAUCUUCGCAGGCUUCCAGACUUGGAACAUUUGCUUGGCCGAAUUAAGUCCAGCCUUCAAUUAUCAGGCCCUCUCUUAUUGCCCCUAUUGGGAAAGAAAAUAUUGAAGCAGAGGGUGAAAGUGUUUGGAUCACUUGUGAGAGGCCUUCGGACUGCUUUGAGUUUGUUGCUUCUUCUACAGAAAGAGCAGCCUCUAAUAUCGUCUUUGACCAAAGUUUUUAAACUUCCAAUUCUGACUGGUAGUAACGGGCUUGAUCAAUUUCUUGCUCAGUUUGAAGCAGCAGUAGACAGUGACUUCCCAAAUUACCAGAAUCACAAUGUUGCAGAUUCUGAUGCUGAAACACUCAAAAUACUUGCUGAAUUAUUUUUGGAGAAAGCUGCUCAGUGGUUUGAAGUUGUUCAUGCCAUCAAUUGCAUUGAUGUAUUAAGAUCUUUUGCUGUUACUUCUACCUUUUCUUGCGGAACUAUGUCUAGGCCAGUUAUAGUGGCAUCAAAAGGUACAAGUAAAGACAAUGGCAGAACAGUGCUCAAGAUGAAGGGACUAUGGCAUCCAUUUGCCCUUGGAGACAGUGGAUGUUUGCCUGUCCCCAAUGAUGUGAUCCUUGGUGAGAAUGAAGAUGGGUUGUAUCCUCGAACUUUGCUGCUUACUGGACCAAACAUGGGUGGAAAGUCAACACUUCUGCGUUCCACCUGUCUGGCUGUUAUUAUGGCCCAGCUAGGCUGUUAUGUGCCAUGUGAAAGUUGUGUUCUCUCAGCUGUGGAUAUCAUCUUCACACGACUUGGAGCCAAAGAUAGAAUCAUGACAGGCGAGAGUACCUUCUUUAUUGAGUGUACUGAAACGGCAUCGGUGCUUCAGAAUGCUACUCAAGAUUCUCUUGUUAUCCUUGAUGAAUUGGGUCGGGGAACAAGCACUUUUGAUGGCUAUGCCAUUGCUUAUGCAGUAUUCCGGCAUCUGAUUGAAAAAGUUAACUGUCGCAUGCUAUUUGCCACCCACUACCAUCCACUCACGAAAGAGUUUGCUUCUCAUCCACGUGUUAUAAUGCAACACAUGGCUUGUGCUUUCAAUUCAAAAUCGGAUACCCACUCCAUGCGUGAUCAGGAACUAGUUUUCCUAUAUCGGCUUGCCUCCGGACCAUGUCCAGAGAGCUACGGCUUGCAGGUGGCCCUCAUGGCUGGAAUCCCAGAAAAAACGGUAAACAUUGCUUCUAAGUCAAGCCAGAAGAUGAAAAAAUCAAUUGGACAAAGUUUUAGGUCAAGCGAACAGAGAUCAGAGUUCUCAACCCUUCAUGAAGAAUGGUUGAAGACCUUGGUAUCUAUCUCACGCAUAGAGGAUUGUAACUCUUUGGAUGAAGAUGCUUUAGAUACAUUAAUCUCUCUGUGGUAUGAACUUAAAACUUCAUUUAUAUCAGGCAAGUAAAGAUGUAGGUGGCGAUAGGUAGUGCCAGCAAUCUGACUUGAAUAGGAACUGCAUGUAAUUAUUCUCAAGUACAUUUAUUUUCAUUUUGAGAAAUCGAUGGCUCCUCUUUUGUUUGGGAGGAGAGAAUUUUAUAGAUUUAUAAAAAAUACUAUUAUACCUUUCAAAUUAAA
Molecule: messenger RNA, 3483 nt
Organism: Glycine soja
Lineage: Eukaryota; Viridiplantae; Streptophyta; Magnoliopsida; Fabales; Fabaceae
Product: DNA mismatch repair protein MSH7-like
Exons: 17
Coding region: 74-3313 (1079 amino acids)
Biological process (GO): mismatch repair
Cellular component (GO): nucleus; MutSalpha complex
Molecular function (GO): ATP binding; ATP-dependent DNA damage sensor activity; mismatched DNA binding
Source: RefSeq, a predicted model, not a curated record